Messenger RNA from Anarrhichthys ocellatus (wolf-eel), 924 nucleotides. Its product is annotated as gonadotropin-releasing hormone II receptor-like. Gene Ontology annotation, biological process: cellular response to hormone stimulus; G protein-coupled receptor signaling pathway. NCBI's taxonomy places the organism in Eukaryota, Metazoa, Chordata, Actinopteri, Perciformes, Anarhichadidae. The transcript has 2 exons. Gene Ontology annotation, cellular component: plasma membrane. The record is from RefSeq and is a predicted model, not a curated record. Gene Ontology annotation, molecular function: G protein-coupled receptor activity; protein-hormone receptor activity; peptide binding. Bases 305 to 865 code for a protein of 186 amino acids.
AUAUUGCCUCCCUCACCACACAUUUUAAAGAAGAUAUUUAUCUCAACUUUCAGUUUUUUCAAACCCUUUUUCCUUCAGCUGUGUUGUGGCCCCUCAGAGGUGUGGUGCGACCCCCCCCCCCCCAGAGGUCCAGACCCCCAUGUUGACCGCCAGUAAACCAGUAAACUCUGACAGCAGGUGUUUGAUGUAAGCAGCAUCACCUGCUGAGCCCUGAUUGGACGCCUGUAGACCACCUGUCUGUCUGCCUGUUUAUCUACCAGCCAACGGUCCAUCAGCUCUUAUUGUGACGGGGACUUCCUGUCUGAUGUCAGGUAACUGGUCCGUGGUGCAGCUGUCAUCACUGGCUCCACCCACCAGCUAUGUGGCCCCGCCCCCUCUCAACACGUCCCAGUUCCCGCCUCUCACGGACUGGGAGGCUCCCAGCUUCACCCGGUCCGCUCAGUUCCGUGUGGGAGCCACCUUCAUCCUCUUCCUCUUCGCCGCCGGCAGUAACCUCGCCUUAUUGGCCAGUGUGUGGUGUGGGCGUGGCCGGCGGCUGCCGUCUCACCUGCGGCCGCUGAUGCUGAGCCUGGCGUCGGCUGACCUCAUGAUGACGUUCGUGGUGAUGCCUCUGGACGCAGUGUGGAACGUGACGGUGCAGUGGUACGGAGGAGACGCUCUCUGUAAACUGCUGUGCUUCCUGAAGCUGUUCGCCAUGCACGCCUCCGCCUUCAUCCUCGUGGUCAUCAGCCUCGACCGCCAACACGCCAUCCUGCACCCGCUGGACGCCCUGAGUGCUCACCGCAGGAACCGACUCAUGCUACUGCUGGCCUGGAGCCUCAGCCUGCUGCUUGCAUCACCACAGGUAACACGCGACCUCGGGUAACACGCGACCUCGGGUAACACGCGACCUCGGGUAACACGCGACCUCGGUUAACACGCGGC